Molecule: messenger RNA, 1308 nt
Organism: Aspergillus terreus NIH2624
Lineage: Eukaryota; Fungi; Ascomycota; Eurotiomycetes; Eurotiales; Aspergillaceae
Exons: 8
Coding region: 1-1308 (435 amino acids)
Molecular function (GO): FAD binding
Source: RefSeq, a predicted model, not a curated record
AUGUCGCCGUCAGUUCAGUACAACGAGACCUUCGACGAGGAUGUUCCGAUCCUCAUUAUUGGGGGUGGCCCAUCCGUCCGAUCACUGAUCACCGAAAGAUAUGCGACCCGCUUGGCCGCUCCCAAGGCGCAUGCAUUGAACCCGCGAUCACUUGAAAUGUGUCGCCAGUUCGGGUUGGAUGUGAAUGAGAUUCGCAAGAUUGGCACCUCGCGCAGAGAUGCCUACUGGGUCAACUUUAUCACCAGCUUGGCCGGCGAGCAAGUCGGCAGAUUGCCCUACGAGCGCAUGGACGCCGAAGUUCUUAACAGCACCCCUACUAUGAUUCACAAUAUCCCCCAGCCGGCUUUCGAAGAGCUGGUUGCCUCGAGGCUAUCCAAGAGUAGCCUGGUCGAGAUUCGCAAGAACCACACCUUUGUCAGCUUGGAGCAGUUUGAUGGUCAUGUUAUCACCGUGAUUCAGGACCGUGAUUCAAACGAAACGUACAGAGUGCGCUCGAAGCAUGUGGUUGCCUGUGAUGGCGCAAAAAGCGCCGUGCGCAAUUUCCUUGGGAUUGAAAGCGAGGGCGAGGAUUCUUACGAAACAAUGAUGACCAUCCACAUCAACGCGGAUCUGCGUCCCAUUGUGAAGGAACGAGUCGGCAUGCUCCAUUGGGUGAUGGAUCCUUUGGUAUCGGGAUUCAUCAUCGCCUACGACCUGGCUGGCAACCAGGUUCUGAUAUGCAAUUUUGACUCCGAUAAAUGGCCUGUCGCAUCCUGGAAUGAAGAGCACUGCCGCACGCUCGUCGGCGCUGCCGUCGGCGCGGAUGUUAAGUAUGACGUUCUCAGUUUUCGUCCCUGGAUACUGAGCCGAAAGGUCGCCAACUCCUACCGUGAUGGACGGGUCUUCCUUGCUGGCGAUGCCGCCCAUUCCUUUCCUCCAACCGGCGGCUUAGGCCUGAACUCCGGGCUCGGCGACGUCCAUAAUUUGGCUUAUAAGCUGGCUGCCGUGCACCGUGGCGCCGCCACUGAGGCGUCCCUGGAUACCUACCAAGCCGAGCGUCGUCCGAUUGCCUUGGUAAACUCGCAACAGAGUGUGAAGAACGGGAAGAAGAUUUUCAGGUUGCUGAAGAGCCUGGGCACUACUGAUCCUAACGUCAGCGUUGCUCGUCGCAACCUAUACCAGACCAUUCACGAUGAGAAGGCCAUGGUCGACAUCAACAGGGCUAUUGAAGACCAGCGCGAGCAUUUUGAUAACCUCGGCCUGCACAUCGGUUACGUGUACGGCGACAAACGCAUCCCCGACAACGCAUCUGUGGAGUUGAUGCAAUGA